CCCGCCCGCCGCCCCAGGCCCCGCCUGGACGGGAGCAGCUCUGCCCGGGGAACCCGGAGCGCGCGAUUAAAUGUUAUUCAGAGUCCCUCCGGGCUGCCGGCUGCAGUCUGUGCGCCGCCCGGGCCGCCCUCCGGCACCUGCCGCCGCUGCGGGCGUGGAACUGAGGAGGAGGUGGCGGCGGCGGCGUCCCGGUCCCGGCAGGGCUGCCUCGGCCACAGCGAUGCGACCCGAGCGGCGGACCGGCUUCUCUGCUCUUUCUCUCUAUAUACACACCCGUGUACCAUUGCUUUGUGUGCCUGUCUCGCAGCCUCCGUCGUUGCCGGGUCUGUCCUCCGGAGGAGCCUCCCGCUCCCCUUCCGAGGGUCGAGGAGCAGCCCGUGGGCAGAGGCGGGGCCAGCCUCCCCCUCCGUGCCUCCCGCCAGAGGGGCGCUGCUGCUCCGCCAGAGGAAGCACUCAGAAGGCGGCCGCUCACCCACCCCGCACCGCCCCCCAUUCCACCCCAGGGCCCAAGCAGUUGCAGGGGGGCGCAAGGCCACAGGCUGUGCUCACAGCACCCCCGCCAUCUGCCGGGCUCCUCUUCCCAGCCCCCUCCCUCCUGCCAGCCUCCCCUUUGCAGCGAGGGGGACGCUGCGCCUCGUCCCGGCCACACAAGGCAAGGGCCCAACCCACCGGCAUGCAGCUUUGCCAAGGACUCCCACUUCCAUCGCGGGCCCGGGCUUUUCUCUUGCCCUUUCCAGUCUCUUGCGUAUCCCUUGCAGCCUUUACUUCUUUAUUAGACUUCAGGUCUCCCUCCUGCUUAUUACAAUCACUUGGAUUCACAUCUUAAUUUCGACAUGA
Hemicordylus capensis (graceful crag lizard) is the source of this 837-nucleotide messenger RNA. RefSeq lists its product as uncharacterized. The record is from RefSeq and is a predicted model, not a curated record. The annotation marks the transcript as partial. Lineage: Eukaryota; Metazoa; Chordata; Lepidosauria; Squamata; Cordylidae. The transcript has a single exon.